Aphanomyces astaci is the source of this 279-nucleotide messenger RNA. RefSeq lists its product as hypothetical. The record is from RefSeq and is a predicted model, not a curated record. The transcript is spliced from 3 exons. The coding region runs from base 1 to 279 and encodes 92 amino acids. NCBI's taxonomy places the organism in Eukaryota, Oomycota, Saprolegniomycetes, Saprolegniales, Verrucalvaceae.
AUGGCGGCAGGGUUCAUGGGAAUCGCCCACACAAACAUCUUCCAUGCGUUGUUUACCUUGUCCUUUGCUACGCUGACCGCGAACCCUGGAGGCAUGUGGUGGCCGGAGGCUCUCGCCGAUUCGGGAGCUUCUGGCCGCCUGGCCAUGACGCCAACGUGGCCCUCAAGCCAAGCCGCAUCAACGCCACCCCAAGGGGACAUGUGGUGGCCGGAGGCUCUCGCCAAAUUCGGGAGUUUCUGGUCACCCAUGGACGACUACGGCAGCGGCGAGGACGCAUGA